Molecule: messenger RNA, 1536 nt
Organism: Nymphaea colorata (pocket water lily)
Lineage: Eukaryota; Viridiplantae; Streptophyta; Magnoliopsida; Nymphaeales; Nymphaeaceae
Exons: 1
Coding region: 252-1220 (322 amino acids)
Source: RefSeq, a predicted model, not a curated record
GAAGGAUUUUGUUGGCGUUUGGAGUCAGCAUUCCAUCUUCACCCUUAUCUUCUCCAUUAAUGGUAGAAUCACAACGAGGCAAGCAAUUUACAGUCUAAAAAUAUCAGGGAGUUGGAACUUCCUGCUUCUGCAAAUCAUCUCCCUCCCUUCUCUCUCUCUCUAAUUUCCAUUUUUAUCGGCUCUCUCUCUCUCUCUCUCUCCCCCCCCCCCCCUCCCCCUCUCUCUCUCUCUCAGAGGUAGGAAGAAUCUUCAUGGAUCUGCAACCGGAGGAGCUGCAACACCUGGGACCCCUGGCGAUCCUGAGGCAGGCCGUGACCAUCGCCCGCUCCUCCCCAAAGCACUUUGCCGCCCUCACCCUCGUCCUCGUCUUUCCUCUCUCCUUCGCCAUCCUCGCCCACUCCCUGAUUACCCACCCGCUAUUGGCUCAACUCCACCACCGCCAUGAUUCCUCCUCCGGUUCCUCCCCGCUCGCCGCCCUCCUCGUCUUCCAGUCCCUCUACCUUCUCUUCCUCUUCUCCUUCUCCCUCCUUUCCACCGGCGCCGUCGUUUACAGCGUAGCCUGUCUCUACACGUCCAAGUCCAUUUCCUUCUCGGCCCUCCUCUCCGCUAUCCCCCGCCUCCUCAAGCCCCUCUUCCACACCUUCCUGUGGGUCUUCUUCUUGAUGUUUCUGUACUAUGCUGCCUUCGUUCUUUGCCUCCUUCUCGCGCUCAUCUUCGUGGACAACGAUGACGAUAGUUUCUCCCUCGGUAUCGUUCUUGUCAUCUUUUUCUUGGGUGUGUUCUUCGGCUUCCUCCACAUCUACAUCGCCGCGAUUUGGCAUCUUGCUAGCGUCAUCUCGGUGCUUGAGGAUUCCUACGGGCUGGCAGCGAUGAAGAAGAGCAGAGAAUUGUUGAAGGGGAAGAUGGCUUUGGCUGGAAUGCUGGUGUUUGUCUACUUGGUCGCCUGUGCGAUUAUCGGGAUGAUAUUCAGUAAUGUGGUUGUCCGCGGGGGAGAGGAGUACAGCACGGGGGUUAAAUUCAUUGUGGGGUUUGUGCUUGUGGGUCUUCUUGUUCUGGUCAAUUUGGUCGGUUUGCUGGUGCAGAGUGUGUUUUACUACGUCUGCAAGGCUUACCAUCAUCAAGGCAUUGAUAAAUCCGCGUUGUAUGAUCAUCUCGGAGGCUAUCUUGGGGAGUAUGUGCCUCUGAAGAGCAGCAUUCAGAUGGAGAGUUUGGACAUGUAGGGGGCAACUCGCCCCGUAGUGGCUGUUACCUGUUAUCCCUGUUAUAUUUUUUAAAUAUUUGACAGGUGAUUUCGUAAUGCUUUUUCCUUCCCCCUGUUUUGCUUCUGUUGGAGAAAUUUGUAAUGGACUACUAAGGGUGUAUUGUGUACCAUAGUCCAUCCUCAAAGAAUCAGUUGUGGUAUUCUGCGCUCAUAUGUGAGUUCUAAUUGGUUGGAAGGGUUGUAGAAUUUAAACUUUGCAAUAUGUGGGUGCUUGCACAUCUUUUGUCAAGAUGUAGUCUGAUAUUCAAUUUGAGUUGAUCCACAUGCUUCUACUU